Messenger RNA from Hirsutella rhossiliensis, 1158 nucleotides. RefSeq names its product DNA polymerase ligase (LigD) domain-containing protein. The transcript has 3 exons. Lineage: Eukaryota; Fungi; Ascomycota; Sordariomycetes; Hypocreales; Ophiocordycipitaceae. The record is from RefSeq and is a predicted model, not a curated record. The coding region runs from base 1 to 1158 and encodes 385 amino acids.
AUGACAGCGCCCCCCCCAAAGCGCCCUCGCAGCCCCGGCCUCAUCCCCAAUCCCCUGGUCAAGAAGCGCAACCUCCAAUGGACCCUGCGCUCUCCCGCCGCCAACGACAAGGACAACGACCACCACGCCUCGUCAUCGCCGUCUCCGCCGCCGCCGCCUCCCCCUACCACCGCCGCCAUCGAGUCCGGCGCAGUCCUCGUCACGGACCACCUCGCCCACUUCACCCUGCACCUCUCGGCCCGCGUCCUCGUCGCGUCCUCGUCCCUCUCCGUGCCCUCCUACGCCGCUCUGUACCGCUCCAACGCAGGGAGCCCGCUCGGCGCCCACUUUGUCGUCCACCAGCACGACCACCCCGUCGCCGGCACCCACUAUGACUUGCGCCUGCAGAUCAACGAGACGAGCAGUGUCAGCUGGGCUGUCAUGUACGGCCUGCCCGGUGAUCCCAACAGCAAGAGGCUCAACCGCAACGCCACAGAGACGAGGAUUCAUUCCUUGUGGAAUCACCUCAUCGAAACGGCCUCGCCAGAAACAGGCUCCCUGCUCAUCUGGGACACGGGCACAUACUCCAUCCUCCCCCGCCGGAGCAAGCACGCACCCCGCCAAGACCCCUCCUCACCACCCACCUCGCCACCCUCGUCGGCCGCCCCCUCCCCGUCUACACAGCAGGCUCUCCUCGAAAAGGCCUUUCACAGCCGCAAGAUUCGGCUCCGGCUGCACGGCUCCAAACUCCCUGACCCCUACGUGCUCAAUCUGCGGCUCACCAAGGCCGAGGACGCGUCCGGCCGCUCGAGAAGUCUGCGUUGCCCGAGAACGCGGAGACGAAGGCCUCGCGCCGAGCAUGCGCAGCCCGAGACUAGCAGCUCCGACGACGAUGACCAUGCUGACGAUGAGGAUGAGGAAGACGACAAGCAUAUUGUUGUCCCGCCGGGCCAAGAAGCUGACCCUACUGGCAAUGUCUCCGCCCUGGACCGCGAGCUGAGGGAGCUCGAGGAUGACCAGGUCCGCCGCACUAACGCCUACCCCGGAGCCGUCAACACCAUCGGCAGCAUCCAUCAACGCAGGUGCGUCGUGACUGGCCGGCGCGGUGAGGACGUCCUUCGAGACGAACAAGUCACCUCUUUCGUUCGCCGCCAGGGCUGGGCUCCCGUACUAAACUAA